CCUACAGCCACCCGGUGACGACCUGCUUCCACAGAGCAGUAGUUCUACUACCUCUAGCAAAGGGGGACAAAAGCCAACGCGGAACACGAGUAGUCCUCCGAUCUUGAGUAAAAAUGAACAAGAUACGAUGAAUAAAAACGCACCGCCGACCAGAUGGCGUUACAAGAAAUUCCUCCAACCAGGCGGAGUUAUAAGACGUGAAAAAUUAGUCGAUUACCUAGAAGUAGAUAGCGACUUCCAGUUGUCUUCACCUGGCGUCGCAAGAAAAGACGUUAGGGUAUAUCUACAACCAGAUGGAGGCGACCUGCCUCCACCAGGUGGAGUUAUAGGACACGAAGAGAAGCAGGUUGACUACGACUACCUACAACCACCCGGUGACGACCUGCUUCCACAGAGCAGUAGUUCUACUAUCUCUAGCAAAGGGGGACAAAAGCCAACGCAGAACACGAGUAGUCCUCCGAUCUUGAGCAAAAAUGAACAAGAUACGAUGAAUAAAAACGCACCGCCGACCAGAUGGCGUUACAAGGGAUCCCUCUCACCAGCACCAGACUCUGGAAUACUAUUAGAAAGCCUUCCUUCACCAGGUGGAGUUUUGGGACACGAAGAGAAGCAGGUCGACUACGACUACCUACAACCACCCGGUGACGACCUGGUUCCACGGAGCAGUAGUUCUACCUCUAGCAAAGGUAGUGAAGAAUUAGUCGACUACCUAGAACUAGAUAGCGACUUUCAGUUGUCUUCACCUGGCGUCGCAAGAAAAGACGUUAGGGUAUAUCUACAACCAGACGGAGGCGACCUUCCUCCACCAGGUGGAGUUAUAGGACACGAAGAGAAGCAGGUUGACUACGACUACCUACAGCCACCCGGUGACGACCUGCUUCCACAGAGCAGUAGUUCUACUAUCUCUAGCAAAGGGGGACAAAAGCCAACGCGGAACGCGAGUAGUCCUCCGAUCUUGAGUAAAAAUGAACAAGAUGCGAUGAACAAAAACGCACCUCCGACCAGAUGGCGUUAUAAGAAAUCCCUCCAACCAGCACCAGAUUUUGGAAUACUAUUAGAAAGCCUUCCUCAACCAGGUGGAGUUAUAGGACACGAAGAGAAGCAGGGCGACUACGACUACCUACAACCACCCGGUGACGACCUGGCUCCACAGAGCAGUAGUUCUACUAUCUCUAGCAAAGGUAGUGAAGAAUUAGUCGAUUACCUAGAACUAGAUAGCGACUUCCAGUUGUCUUCACCUGGCGUCGCAAGAAAAGACGUUAGGGUAUAUCUACAACCAGACGGAGGUGACUCACGAAGAAGACAAGAGAAGGGCGCAAAGGGGAAGGGAUAUCAUCUCCAACCAAGGGACCUGGGAAGAAGAUAUUAUAGUACGUUUUCAGCUUCAGCUUCAGGUGCUGGUAGGGAGAGAACAAAAACAGUCGAAGAGAUGAAGACUCCAGACUCUGAGCCGAUAGAAGACGAAACGACGCCGUCGAGCUGUAGUCAGACUAGUGCUGGAGCAAGUACAUCAAGUAGGAGUUCUGGCGGUGGGGGGACACGGACAGUAUUAGGAGCUGGCAGUGGAUGGAGAAUAGACGGCGUGGGGGCAAGGGGUUAUAGCACGAGUAGUCCUAGGUCUGGACACAGGUCUGGUAAGACAAAACCUCCAGAACAAGACGAGACCAGUUCUGCAAGAACAGCGCUAGAUGAGAAUAGAGCGGAGACGAGGUCCUGUAUUGCAAGUUCAUUUUCUGGGAACAAAUUUAAAAGGACGGCAGAAAAUAGCUCUCACAAGAAGGCCCAAGAAGUCACCCGGCAACUACUACCACUAGUGCAGGGUGCGACAGCAUCAAGGGAGUCAAGCGAGAGGACGAAAGCAACACUGGAGAAGGGAAUCGCGAAAAAUCAUAAUGACAACGCCACCGCUGUAGCAAGUGCAAGGAAAACAGAGGCAUAUGCGAAAUCACUUUAGGGCCUUUUGACGUGGUCCUCUUCAUUAUUAGUACCUCAUCGAUCUAAGUCUGUGUCUGCUUCUGACAUAUCUUUCUAGUAUACCAACCAAGUGAAUGCAAUGCUGUCGACACCUCAUCAUCAUCAUCUCUUCAUCAAGACGACCUCUGUACUUUUGAACCUGUAAUCCUGUUCUUGCCAUCUCUGUCUCUACCUCCAAAGUGCUUGAUGUGUCUAAUCCUUACUGGUCCGCGAACGCGUCCUCAAGCGAUUUCAGGAGCAAUUGUUGGAUCCCGCUUUUAGAACGCGGUCGCCCUUUCCGGCAGCCGAAGUAGAGCAGAUAUUUGGUGCUGGGUUGACGUUGGCUGGGUGUGAAAAUGAGACGAUGCAAAUGCGCAGUUCUGCUUUCGUAAAAGCAGUUGCUAGUCAUAUUUUCUUAUGUAUAAGGAGAUGGAUGCGCAUGCGUGGUUGAAGUCGAGCUUUAUUUUUCCGAAAAAAUGACGAGAAACUAAGCCUGAGGCUUAGUUCGUUGAAUGGUUUAAUCUGCUUCUACUUGUUACUUACAGAUCAAAAAAAAACCUAGCCGUAGCGGUUCCCUCUAAUGUGACGAGCCUACCUGACCGACACAGAUUUCGAAGUGGGUGAAACAGUUCGCCUCCGCUUCGACUUGAGUGCUGAACGGGAAGUCCUUGGUGUACACGUUCAAGGCGACUCCACUGUGCAGGUGGUAGUUCGGAAUACUCUAUUAAGGGUAGGUUAAUGGUGCUUUUGUUACCGUUUGUUAUAAUAUGGCUCUCUUCCUUAGGUGGGAUAAACGAACAAGCGGGCCUAAACGAACACCAAGAGCCUACCUCUAACUCGAGGAUCUACGGCUGAAGAGCGCGUUCCUGGUGUUCAGCUCUACAAAUUGCAACGACGGGGAGCAGACCAGCGGGAUGUGGGCUCAAUACUUAAGGCUCGUGGAGAGUGAAGAUCAACAAGAUGGUGCUCUUUAUUAGGGAGCUGAUUAAGUACAGGAUGAGGAAUAAGGUGAAACUAUGGAAGAAAGUGAGUGGGAUGGCUGGAAUUUCGAGUUCCCUCGAACGGGGAAAAGUGAAACUACUCAGGAAUCAUGUGACGUACGCGUUAGGGUGGAAGAUGGAAGCAGUAGUAUGUAAUAGUUCCGUUCCGAAUCUAUAGAUCUAAAAAAUGUAAGUAAUCCAAAGACGAAGGAGGUGAAUGUAUUGAGAAGUCUAAUUUCCAGAGGAUGCUAGAACACGUAGUGACGCGGUUAGAAGACCCGGUCAAGCUAGUGAACCGCCUGGAGUUGGGACGCUCGUUAGCGCUUGUAGCAAGGAUUGCCUUAGACGACGCUGUCGGGCGAGACUACUCUAGUGCUAUCGCAGGAGGGGUGGAUGUGUAUUGUAAGUUACGAAUGAAUUACGACAUCGUACUCAAAGGUCGUUUCUACUUCAUUGUUGUAGUUUGCAAAGGGCAUUCUGCAGGUUUGAUAAUCUAGCCUAAGACCUACUUCAAUCUAAAUCUUUAAAUGUUGGGAAUCUGUUCUCAUGUCCACGUCUUGCCUUAUCUAACCUAACCUACUUCAAUCUAUUUUAACAUCUUGGGAAUCUGUCCACGUCUUGUCUUGAUCCUUGUCUUGAUCUCUUUAUUUCUAAUAUCAACCGCUCGCAUGGCCCCAAGAUGGCAGAGGAACUGGUCGUUGAUGAGGGAGCUCCUAGAAUCGUCAGAGGCUGUGAGGAAGAUGUGGCCAGGGUAUAGGGAAGACUUGGAUAAAGCAGGCGAGCUCUUGUCGAGGAAGCUUGUUGACUAUCAUGCCAAAAGUACGGGAAAACAAGCAAGCGCCCGAUCCGAACCGCCUAACAUGAUCUUCAAGGCAAAAGACGCAGAGGCAAAAAUAGAGGGCGUAGAUACACAAGGGGCGGCUUUGAAAGCAGUAGGGGACAACAAGGUAAAAGACGAAGUAGGGGAGAAGGUAGAAGACACGAAAGUACUAGACGAGGCACAGGUAGUAGCAGACAGAGGGAGAGAGGGUCCUCAACUAGAAGAUGAGGUAGGGAAGAAAGAGAAUGAAGACUCUCAUCUCAAAGUUGUAGACGACAGAGCUGCGAUAGUGAGGAAGCUGCAAGGAACGCUUUCAGUAGGCGAACGAGCUGCGUCUGCGAAGACCUCAGUGAAGACCUCAACGUCUGCAAUACCAACACCUUAUUGUUAUGGAUGAGAGAAGAAGAAGUAUUUGUUUCCUGCACCUUGUAUGAACUUAGCAUGAUCAUGUAAGCUUUUAGUUUUAUUUUUUGCGAUACCUCUCCCUCACUGGCGGACAUCCUGGGUGGACAUCCUGGGUUUGUCCUGAGGUAAGAGAGAGCCUCAAGCCAUCUCUCCCUCAGGUUACUACUAGUAUCUCUUAAGUAUUUGCGAUGUAGUUUCUCGGGUCGUUUGAUGAUCUUUCAAAUUCUCUCUGCCUCAUUGAGGCAGUCUGCACUGAACUUUGUGCGAGAUUAAUUGUAUCGUAUUGUAUAAUGGUUCAUCUCUCUUUCAUCAUUCGGAGUCGGCCGGAGCUGACGGAGCAUCGCAGCUCGUCUGCCCACCAUUAUGGAGAAAAGCAUUACAGAGUUGCAGUUGUGAAAUACUCCUUACAAAAGUACUAGAGCGAAGAUUACCGGAUGAGUAGGUAUUUAAGUACAAGGAAGUGCGAGGUAUUGAUUUUGAUGCACUCAGAUACACUGAUUGGAAUCAAACACGACCGGGUAUUGAGAUGAAAUUCGAACAAACACACAUGCUUUAACAUCAGGUAGGGAUCAGGGUGCAGCCCAGUACUGGCUAGAUCUACAGUGCAGAGCCAUUGCGGAGCGCGCAAAAGCACUGGAAGAGGACAAAGACAGGAAGUAUAGCUUUCAUUGACGCGGCGAUAAUGAUGUUGAACUCAAAUUUGUAUAUCUUGGAGCUGACCACUUCCAUUGUUUUCAUAACGUCAGCAUAGAUCAACGUACUCAGCUAAAUUUCAUUUCCCAAACUCAAUCCUUCCUUCAGAAUCGCCGACAUUGCCGCUCGCGAAGCCGGAUUAGCCUCCUCCGCCGCUGCGUUAGUCACCGAGAGAAGCAAACUUUCCUUAAGGCCACGACCUACAUGAAGCAUGCUUGACAAGUGCAGUAGUGGAUAAGCAGACGUCAUUCUGGGAGUCUCGUCUCGAAAAGAGCUGUGGUUCUCGUCCAUUCGAUCUAGUAGAACGAAUGAAACAACAAUCGUGUACGUGUAGUUACAAAUAGCUUUCUUCAUAACUACUUCUUUCCAACCUCUUCUCAUCUAAUAUGAGAAGCCCAAGAGCCCUUGUUGAUGCGGAUACAAGACCUCCAAGAGCAACUGGCCUCGGCUAGGCAAAGUUAUGCUUGUAGACUCAGUGAUAGCAAUCGUAAAAAUCUUCUCCAUGCAUUCUUUGGUUGUUCGAUAAUACUUUCGGAUCCUGUAAUAAUCACAUGUCAACACACAGUGACGAGCUGAUCAUGAUGGUCUUGUGAGAUCAUCGUACUUAGUACUACAAUACCACACGACGGUUUCUGAUGAGUUGUACAAGUAGAAGUAUACACGUCCAGUCAAUCUUCAACUUUUCAUUUCCUCAUCGUCGUGAUUAGAACAUGUUGUGAUGUAGGUUUUACACGUGCAGUCAAUCUUCAACUUUUCAUUUCCUCAUCGUCGUGAUUAGAAGCAGCCCAGGGAUUGUUUCUUCUAACUCUAUGCGAAGCAACAUGCGGACAGCAUUUUCCGGCUUUCUCAGAGUCUAAAGGAUGCUCAAGGCGGUUUGCGCAGGGCCGUUAAACGGGAAAGGGAGUUGAAGGAGGCAGCGAUGUGGCGAGAAGAAGAGAUCCGAAAAGAAUACGAGUUAUGAAUUGUGAAUCUUAGUAGAGGUUUACGGAUAUUAUAUAACCUGUAGAUCUUCUAGUUGCAUGACUUUUAGAUGCGUGUGACGACUUUUAGGUGUACAUCCUGAGUUCGGAAAGCAAACGAGGUCCAGCAGAGGAUUUUGCACUUCUUUUGGAUUCAUCCGUAGUACGUUUCCUUCUCUAAGAUUCGAAGAAAAGAAAGCUUUGUUGCGCGAAAAGGUGGCGAUGAAGCGGCACGCGGCUGUUGCUGGAGCGUAGAAACCACGGAUAGGGACAGGUGGGAAAAGAAGUUCAUCUGGUAACUGAAGAGAAAGAUGUGCAGCUACUGAAACUAGAAUUUUUGCUAGCGAAGAUUUUUCACAGCUUUUUUUUAGCAUCCAUUUUACCAAAUACGCGAUUACGAUUUCACACUGUCACCGUUUGUCUUGUGCUGACUUUGUAGUAUAUGCAACGAGGUAGACUUUUCUUGACAUUUCAACAUUGUUCUAUUUUAGCAGGGCCGGCUGCUUCACUGAUUCAUUCUUAGAAGAUUUUAUUAUAGAUUUACGAAAAACACUCGUCCGAGACGACAGUAUACCCAGGGUAUCACAGGAGGGUGACAAAAGCAGCCCAUUUCAGCAUGCGCACAACUGUGAUUUUGUCCAGAUGUUCUGCAAGCAAAGGAUGACAUCUUGCUG
Amoebophrya sp. A25 is the source of this 6484-nucleotide messenger RNA. The record is from the annotation of a GenBank genome assembly. Lineage: Eukaryota; Dinophyceae; Syndiniales; Amoebophryaceae.